AUGGGCAUUUUCUGUUUAAUAAACGUGUCUAAAGAUGGCAAUGAUGAAUUCGUUGCUGAAGAUAUAGUGUCAGGAUUAAUUAAGUACGCAGUCGAUGAAAACACUACAUUUAAAAAAAUUACAGUUUCACUGAAAGGAAUUGGUCGCAUACGCAUAAUAAAUAGACAAACUAAAGAAUGCCCUGAAUUCACUACUAAAGAAGAAUAUGUGGACAUAGAUAAUGUGAUAGUUGACAAUGAAGUUACCCUACCUAUAGGAGAGUAUGAAACAAAAUUUAGUUUUGAACUUCCAAAAGACAUACCUUCGUCAUUUGCUUACUGUAGUAGUGAAUCUGAUUAUUACAUAAAAUGUAAAAUAUAUUAUUAUAUACGAAUAAAAUUUGAUAGACCCGGUAUACUGAAGUUACCUGUACGAUACAAGAAAGUGUUUACAGUACGUCCAUAUUUGACUCCAAGCUUACCAAAAGAAUUAACAAUGUAUGGCAAACACAAAAAAAUAGUGAAAUUGUUCUCAGGCAAUAAUACAAUAAGCAUAAAAGCUGGUAUUGAAAAUUCAGUAAUCAGUGGUGGUGAAACUGUAAAAUUUUGUUAUGAAAUAUUGAACGAUACAAAUGUGACAAUAAAAGGGGUUCAAGUAAAAUUGGUAGAAGCGCAUAAGUUCAAAGCCAAAGGAUUACAUUCUGUGAAAAGAUUGAAUAAGGUGGAAGGAACACAAUCUAAGACAGCACAAAUAAAAGGCGGCAACUCUCAAGAAAUGGAUUUUCAGAUUACUAUACCUACUGAUAAGGCAACAUUGCAGCAUUCUAAAAUAGCCGUUAGAUACUACUAUAUUAACGUUAAGGUCCUGCUGCCAUUAUUACGACAAAAUUUUACACUUCAAAUUCCAAUUGAAGUAGGAAACACAGUUGUUCCAGAAGUACCAGAAACUGAAGAUUUUGAACCACCUCCAUCAUAUUGGAAAACAAUGGAUGAGUGUAAGAACAGUAAAUUGUUUGAUGAUGACUGGACAGAUGACGAAUUGUAA
Messenger RNA from Achroia grisella, 1023 nucleotides. Its product is annotated as arrestin domain-containing protein 17-like. Gene Ontology annotation, biological process: protein transport. The transcript has a single exon. Gene Ontology annotation, cellular component: cytoplasm. NCBI's taxonomy places the organism in Eukaryota, Metazoa, Arthropoda, Insecta, Lepidoptera, Pyralidae. The coding region runs from base 1 to 1023 and encodes 340 amino acids. The record is from RefSeq and is a predicted model, not a curated record.